CGAAACUGAGGGUGUUCCAUCGACGGCCAUUCGGGAGAUUUCACUACUCAAGGAUUUAACGCACAAUAACAUUGUGCGACUAUAUGAUAUUGUAGUGGCGGAUUCCAGCUUGUACAUGGUGUUCGAGUAUUUGAAUAUGGACCUGAAGAAGUUAAUGGACAAGAAAAAGGAUGCUUUCACGCCUAAACUUGUAAAGAGCUACAUGCAUCAACUUUUUGAUGCCAUUUGUUUCUGCCAUACGAAUCGAAUUUUACAUCGAGAUCUCAAACCACAAAAUUUACUAGUCGAUAGCGUUGGUAACAUUAAGUUGGCAGAUUUUGGACUGGCGCGUGCCUUCAAUAUGCCAAUGCGCGCCUAUACACACGAGGUCGUUACGCUCUGGUACCGCGCACCUGAAAUACUAUUAGGCACCAAAUAUUAUGCGACAGGCAUGGAUAUAUGGAGUUUAGGUUGCAUAUUUGCUGAAAUGAUUAUGAAGCGUUCACUCUUUCCUGGUGAUAGCGAAAUCGACCAGUUAUACCGAAUAUUUCGCACAUUGGGUACACCUGAUGAAAAUACUUGGCCUGGUGUUAGUCAAUUACCAGAUUACAAGGCUAAAUUUCCUAGAUGGGAGAAAACUAAUAUACCAGACGUUAUUUUGAAGCACGAAGGUUAUGAUCUCUUUAAGGUUAUGAUGCUGUACGAACCCAAUGAACGCAUAUCAGCUAAAAAUGCAAUGACGCAUCCCUACUUCGAUGAUGUAGAGCAUGUGGAUUAUGUAGUACUGCCAGUUGACACUCCUUAGGUGCUCUUUGCUUUGAAUUGUUCUUUAUUUU
Molecule: messenger RNA, 815 nt
Organism: Rhagoletis pomonella (apple maggot)
Lineage: Eukaryota; Metazoa; Arthropoda; Insecta; Diptera; Tephritidae
Gene: Cdk2
Product: cyclin-dependent kinase 2
Biological process (GO): regulation of G2/M transition of mitotic cell cycle; signal transduction; G1/S transition of mitotic cell cycle
Cellular component (GO): nucleus; cytoplasm; cyclin-dependent protein kinase holoenzyme complex
Molecular function (GO): cyclin binding; cyclin-dependent protein serine/threonine kinase activity; ATP binding
Source: RefSeq, a predicted model, not a curated record